Molecule: messenger RNA, 4135 nt
Organism: Conger conger (European conger)
Lineage: Eukaryota; Metazoa; Chordata; Actinopteri; Anguilliformes; Congridae
Gene: prdm4
Product: PR domain containing 4
Exons: 12
Coding region: 136-2631 (831 amino acids)
Biological process (GO): cell fate commitment; regulation of transcription by RNA polymerase II
Cellular component (GO): cytoplasm; nucleus
Molecular function (GO): DNA-binding transcription factor activity, RNA polymerase II-specific; RNA polymerase II cis-regulatory region sequence-specific DNA binding; histone deacetylase binding
Source: RefSeq, a predicted model, not a curated record
UAUUCUUGCACAUGCUCAGUAGAACAAGGGUUAUCGCCACAGCAAUGGACCUGGAAAGAAGGGAUAGCUACGAGCUAAUAAGCCGUGAAGAAUGCCCCAUUCACACUGUCAUGAAGAAAAACACCUAGUGUCAGAAUGAAUGACAUCAAUCUGAGUCCUGUGGGGAUGGACCAGUUGAAUGUGCCCUCAGUGAGUGGCAGCCACCUGGGUCUACCCACCUCCCCCACCCACAAUCCCAUCACUGCUCCAGGCAUGCCAGUGGCCAUUCCAAACCUAGGGCCCUCCCUGGGGUCUCUGCCCUCCGCCUUGUCCCUCAUGCUGCCCAUGGGUCCAAUCGGAGACAGGGGGGUGAUGUGUAGCCUGCCAGAGAGGAACUACCCACUGCCUCCUCCCCCAUACCCCCACCUGGAGAGCAGUUACUUCCGACACAUCCUCCCAGGUAUUCUGUCCUACCUUGCAGACCGCCCACCACCCCAGUACAUUCAUCCCAGUAGCCUUAACAUGGAUGGUACCCUCUCGGUGGCCAGCAACAACCCCUCUGGCAUGGACCCCUAUAGCGGCCCCGGGGGCCCUCUGGAGCAGGGCCUGGUGUCCCUGGACUCUCGGCAGGUGGGCGGUCAGGGGGGGCUCCACCAGGGUGCGGCUCACGAGGUGCAGCUGGACGCCGGCCUGACCAUGGAGUCCCGCGUGAGCAGCCCCAUAUCCCCGGAGAGGAUGGGCGAGGAGCUGGCCUCCAUGGAGGGCGUGGUGCCCGAGACGCAGCCGCUGAGCGGGAGGCCGCGGAACCACGAGGGCCUGGGGGGUGUGGACGGGUCCGGAGGGGUGAUCCCCCUGCACGGGCCGGGGCUGGAGCUCCCUGUGGUGAUGGAGCAGGAGCACCUGACCGGCAGGGUGGGUGGCGCUGGAGCAGCUGGAGGGGGAGCCGGGGGCCUGGGGGAGCCAUUACACUCCUCCGGGGGUCUGAACUCUGGGGCUGUUAGCGUGGUGCUAACCGGCGCGCACUCGCACCCGUCCAUGGCACCCCCGUCCCAGCUGGAGGUUGUGUCCCUCCACGGGCCCCCCACCAUGGGGCUGGAGCCGGUCAGUGUGUCCCCCAUCACCGCUGAGGUGUCCCUGGGCCCAGACAGCAGCCUGGUGUUGGUCAACUCCUCCCUGCAGCUGGAGGACUCCACGUCUAACAAGGAGAACAUGGCUACCGCCUUCACCAUAUGGUGCACACUGUGUGAACGCUCCUAUCCCUCCGACUGCCCAGAGCACGGCCCGGUCACCUUCGUCCCCGACACGCCCAUCGAGAGCCGCGCCCGCCUGUCCCUCGCGCGCCCGCUGUGCCUCAGGGUCUCCGUGGCUGACGAGCCCCUCGGUGUAUUUGCGAGGGAGGUCAUACCUGUCAGGACCUGCUUUGGGCCUAUGGUGGGCCAGCACUGCAGCUCUGUCGACCUGACAGACUGGUCAGACAAGAACACUCCUCAUGUCUGGAAGAUGUUCCACAAUAAUGUUCUGGAGUUCUGCAUUGUGACGACAGAUGAGAAUGAGUGCAACUGGAUGAUGUUUGUUCGUAAGGCAAGGACUGGAGAGGAGCAGAACCUGGUGGCCUACCCUGACAAUGGCAAGCUGUACUUCUGCUCAUCCAGGGAGAUUCUGCCCGACCAGGAGCUGCUCUUCUACUAUAGCAGGGACUACAGCAGGCAGAUGGGUGUCCCGGAGCUUCCGGAGGGCCAGGUGUGCCACUGUGGCAAAGAGUGCGCCUCCUUCGCAGAGCUGAAAUCCCACCUGAACAGCCACUCGCACGGACACCCUCACGGGCACGCCCACAGCCCCACGCAGGCCCACUCGGGGCUGCACGCCCACCACCCGCACCACGAGGGCAAGCCCCCCAGCCUCAGCUCCAGCGCCGCCUCGUCCUGGACCGGCCACGCGCACGGCCACGCCCGCGAGCGGAAGUUCAAGUGCAGCAUGUGCUCCCGGGCGUUCACGUCCUCCACCAAGCUCAACGUGCACUUCAUGGGCCACGUGGGCAUGAAGCCGCACAAGUGCGAGUACUGCAGCAAGGCCUUCAGCGACCCCAGCAACCUGCGGACCCACCUCAAGAUCCACACGGGUCAGAAGAAUUACAGGUGCAGUGUGUGCGAGAAGUCCUUCACGCAGAAAGCCCACCUGGCGUCCCACAUGGUGAUUCACACGGGGGCCAAGAACCUGAAAUGUGACCACUGCGACAGGAUGUUUAUGAGGAGACAGGACCUGAAGCAGCACAUGCUCACCCACACGCAAGAGCGUCAGAUCCGUUGCCCAAAGUGUGACAAGCUGUUCUGGAGGUCGAACCACCUGAAGAAGCACCUGAACUCCCACGAGGGCCGACGGGACUACAUCUGCGAGAAAUGCAGCAAGGCCUUCCUCACCAAAUACCAUCUCACCCGACACCUGAAGAUAUGCAAGGGCCCCAAGUCUUCUGGGGAGGCCCUCCAGGAGGAGGACGAGGACGAGGAGGAGGAGGAGGACGACGAAGACGAGGAGGAUGAAGAGGAGGAUGAGGAGGGGGAGGUAGAGGGCCUGAUUGAUCCAGUGAGCAGGGAGGACUGUGGUCUUGGCGUGGCAGGGUACGCCUCGGACAAAGCGCUGUCUCCACACCACUGACUGUGGCAGCAGGGAAUGACCGUUAUGUGUGUGCCCUCAUAUUUAUCCUAUUUAUUUACAUUUCUAUCUUUUGCGGGUUAUUUUUAUUUUUUAUUUUUUAUUUUCUACUCGCCAAAAUCGUUUCUGCAUGGUAAGAUUUACAGAUUGGGCACUUCCAACUUUCCGAGAUCUGUUCUCUAGCCUUUGACAAGGAAGGCGGAAUACGUGGAACGAACACGGAAGACUUUGAGUGAAAGUGAGGAGACCCGUGUGCUGAAGUGGCUCUGGUUGUACUGAAAAGGGCACAGGCAGUCCCUGCUUAUAGCUUGUGUCGUAUAGCUAUUACAGUGGUUGCUAAAACAUUCAUGGUUCUUUUAGAAGCAAAUCAAAGCAAUUUCCACCAGUUCAAUUAAGCUAAUGUUCCGUUUCCAUUUGUUCCGCAAACCGUGUCCCCCGUUGGCAAAAUUGAGGAUCUCAACAUAGAAUGAUUUUAUUUUGGCACAAGCUAUUUAUGACAUUAUUUAAUUUGUAAGCAGCUAUUACAAAAGGAGCUUGAUAAAGUAAACUAGCCUCUACAGGAGUGGGGUAGCGAUUGAGUUUUUAAAUUGUAAGCACUUGUGUUACAGAAAUUAAUUUCUUACUAAGAUCAUUCCAAUUAGGCGCCUUGUUGACAGUGUACUUAAAAUUACAGGAUCAUUCUUAAAUUGGGCUGUUAAUUUCAUUUUGUUGCAAAAGACUAAAAAAUAUGCUCUUUAUGAUCCUUUGCUCUUUUUCUGGUAAUAGAAUCGUAAUACUUGAAUGAAGAACUGCUACAUGAGUGUAAAAUACAGAGAGAAAGCCCUUGCAGUUGUGAAAGGGGGAUUUGGUUGUCUAUUUUUCAACUGAAUGCAUAACGGCACCCUGCAAAGAACAACAUAAUGUGUAAAUAUGGUGUAAAAUCUUUAGUACUGUAGCUUUUUCAAUUACUUCAUGGUGCCAGAGGACUCAUCCAAUAAGCUACUUCCUUGUGUCUCUCACUUUUUAGUGGGAGAAAUUUGUCGUUUUGUCACCAACAUAGCUGAUGAAGCUAACAAACCUUAUGAAAUUGUAUUUGACUUUCUGCCUACAUUUGAUCCACGAUUACCCCUUUUGAUGUUGCUUUCUACAAAGUAGCCAAAGUGCUUAAAUUGUCUUUUUAUAUUUUCUUUCCCAGUUGCCUUCUAAUAAUCCACUGGUGAAGAUGUUGAAUCUUCCUGUUCUUGAAUAUAGGUACUGGAAUGCUCAUGAAUACUUAUUUUCAAAACCCCAGAAUGAGAGUGACAAAAGCUAGCCAUUCUCUGCCAUCAUGGUAAUCUACCAGAUUAUGUGUAAAAAAAAAAAAAAAAGAAGAAAAAAAGCAAACGUGUUAAGGGGUUACAGUUAAGCAUUGCAAAAUGUAAGUUAUAAUGUGUACUGAGUUUUGCGGGACCUGCUGGGUGACCAGGAUAAAAUCAUGCAAUCACUAAAUUCUAAUGUGCAAAUAAAUUAAAAACGUGCACAUUCAUAA